CACACACACACACACGGAGCUCAGGGUGAGGACUGCGCAGCCCCGGCUCUUUCCGUCUCUACCCGUCGGGGAAGGACUCUGAACUUGGCGGACAGUUGGGCUCCGGCGUCCGGGGCGGGAGGGGACGACACAGGCGGUUUUGUGCGAGCGUGCGACCCGCCCACCCUCCUCCCUCUGAUGGGGAGAGAGCCCUCCCUGCUCCCCGCGUCCCACUUCUCCCGGCCAUGGGUGGGUGUCACAGCUAUGCCCGCACCCGCAAGGCUGUGGCCUCCACAAAGAGAGUGGAGUUCUCCGAAAUCGACGGACACAAACUAAAAAACAACAACACCCAGGCAGUCCCCUGUCUUGAGGAGAAACCGUACCUGCUGCAGGGAUACGUGUCGGAGUGCAUCGCCAAUAUGGACAUAAGGACCCUCUCCGUGCUCCCAGCCGGGCUUAACGAGGCCGAAUGGAUGGCCAGCAACACCAUCGCCUUCUUUAAGAACAUCAACUUGCUCUCCAGUGCCCUGUCGGAUUUUUGCACCACCAAGACCUGCCCCACCACUAGGGGGCCUGGCGACGUGACGUACUACUGGAGCGAUGAACAGGGGAAGAAGGUGAAGUGUUCUGCACCGCUCUACACCGACUACAGCAUGUCCUACAUCCAGGAGCUGCUGAUGGAUGAAGAUGUGUUUCCCACAGGGGCAGGUACAGCUUUCCCCAAAGGCUAUGUGUUCCUGGUGCAGAGGAUCUUCCUGUACCUGUUCCGCACCCUGGCGCACCUGUACUGGGUGCACUUCUGGGAUGUGGUGCAGAUGGACAUGCAUCCGCACCUCAACACGCUUUUCGCCCACUUCGUGGCCUUCGGCCAGCAGUUCCAGCUGCUGGAGCCGGCCGAGACCGCCCCGCUGGAGGACCUCAUCUCCGCCCUCGGCUCGUAUCACGGGUUCUGAGCCCUGCCCAAAGGAGGGGGACGAGCACAGGGUCCUAGAGCCCGCCCGCCCGCCGCUGACUGACAGGGCAGGACUGCCGAGCUGGCCGUGGUCUCUCAAGAUGUGGAUUUGUUGGUCGAUUGGUACGGCUCUCAAGUCUCCUCUCUUCAAUGUCAUAGGCGCGAGAACGUUGGUUGAUUGGUUUGGCCUCCCCACAAUGUCUCCUUCCUUCAAUCACAUGGUCAUUGGUCAAUUGGUCCAGCUCUCUCCCACACCGGUGUCCUCCCACUUCAAUCCACACUCACAGCAGUGGAGAACAUGAGAAAGGGAGAAACGUAUUCCAAACCGCAAUCAUGCACCUUGACUCUGCCCAACCAAACAGGGGAGACAUGUCGGCAGGAGACUGGCUCUGCUUAGAAGACUGAACCACAUGCAGCCCGAAAUUCAUUCUGGUCUGAAACCCCACACCAGGCAGACCUGAGAGAUCACACACUUACAGCACCUCAAAGGAAGCCUACUAUGUCAAUUACCAACAUACUGACCAUACUGACCGUGUUGUUAUAUAUAUUCACUCAUGCAAUUAUACAUCCCUAUAUAUGUCAUGCCUCAUUGAUGAUAUAUUCUUGAGAGUCAGAGGAUACCUCUGACUGAAGUAUCUCUGCAAAGGCAUGAUCAAUCUACUGAAGAAUUGGUGGAUUGCGUUGGCAGCAAUCCUGAUUCACAAUCCCAGUUCUAUGACUGGCCGCAAAGUAAAAGGAGUUUCAUUCCAAAUUUUUAAAUGUAUGUGCACACAUUAUCCCAUUGUGUAUCUACCCUGGAAUAUAGCAGGCAGCAUGGUACUCAUACAGUCAGGUCUAUAAACAUUUGGAUGUAAAUAAAUAAAUGGUACCUUGGACCCUCUACGACUUGGGGGGACUAUGUGUAAAAAGGGUUGUAAUUCCUACACCAUUCACCCGAUUUAGAUGUAAAUACCCUCAAAUUAAAGCUGAAAGCCUGCACUUAGAGCGCAUAACAUUUACUACCAGCUCCAAUAUCCUGUGGUAGACAGCUAACAUAACAAUAACUUUGUCAAUGUCCAAAUAUUUAUGGACCUGACUAGCAGGUUGUAUCUUUCCAGGUUUUACUGUAAGGUUACAUUAGUUUGCCUACAGUAUUGUAUCCUGUAAAGCACUCUGGGAGUGUCAUUACCAGGUACAGCCAAUGAGCAGGGAGGUAAGGAGGCGACAGACGGUUGAUCAGGAGGUAACUGUGUGUCAAAACCAAAUGCCGCAGCUAACCCUACCAGAUUCCCCUGCCGUAACUCAAUUCGCUCCUCCCCAUUCUCUUGUGGUUCCAGGCGGGAAAAAAAAAGUGUAUCUCCAUUCUCUCAGAUCCUUCACAUUCAGGACUGUCCCAUGGCCUGAGCCUGCAUGUGGCCCAAACCAGUGGCCAGGUCCUGGCUCUACACCCACACCUUGAUAUGUGAAUUAAGUUAUUACCCUGUACUGUGCUUUUUCAGCUCAUGUUUUAAAUCUCAACAUUUGAGAUUUACAUUGUUAAACAUUGUUAAAAACAGGUAAUAAAUGAAUACUUAAUAA
Messenger RNA from Conger conger (European conger), 2488 nucleotides. RefSeq names its product MOB kinase activator 2-like. Gene Ontology annotation, molecular function: protein kinase activator activity. Gene Ontology annotation, biological process: signal transduction; positive regulation of protein phosphorylation. Gene Ontology annotation, cellular component: nucleus; cytoplasm. The transcript is spliced from 5 exons. The record is from RefSeq and is a predicted model, not a curated record. Lineage: Eukaryota; Metazoa; Chordata; Actinopteri; Anguilliformes; Congridae. Bases 225 to 932 code for a protein of 235 amino acids.